AGUUUCUUUCCCACACAUAGUUUUGUUGCCGAGUACAACUCCAAAACUCAGAAGACUUCUCAUCUUUUUGGCCGUUAUGAGCCAACUUGCAUUAUGGUCUCUUCCCAUUGUUAAAAGCGCGUUUGGGACCAAUCACAGAUCACUCGCCAAAAAAACAAAAAAAAACCCAUCUAUCAUUGAUUAUUUGAUCAGUUACAGAAAUGCAAAAUUUAUAGCUAACUUUUUUCAUUAUGUCUGUCAAAUUAAAAUUUUAAUGAGAAUUUUUUAUAUUAAAAAUAUUCAAGUUUGUCGAGGUGAAGUAAUUUUGAGUGAUAUGUUAAAAAAUGUGAUCAAGUUGUGCGAUUUUUGGAUAUUUUUAGCUAUUCAAGCGUCACUAAUCACUGUAUUUACCAUACACAAAGUUUGGAUUUUUUAAAAAUGUGGUUUGGGUACAUGUGUCAUUAGGUAAUAUACUAGAGUUUAGUGGGUAGGCCACGUUUUGGAUAUGCUCGACUCUUCUGGCAGUGGAGACUCGCCUGGCCAACUUGUUUCCUCAAUUUGGAUUUAAGCUUAGAGUCAAUAUUUUUUUUCCCGGAAAGUAAGCUUAGAGUCAAUAUUAGAUUGUUUGUUAAGGUUCAAAGAAUCACAUUCUUCUUCAUUGCUUUGAUGGGUAUUUGACCCUUUUGUCAGAUUUGAUUUGUGAAAGACUUUCUUUUAAGGUUUAUGGAAGCAAAGAUUGAAUUUUUUAUGUGAGUUCUUCAUUUGGUUCAAACAUAAAAUCAGAGUAUCAGUUGUUUCUAUAACUGCAAUGGCAUUUAAGAAAGUUGGUUUUAUUGUUGCUGUGGUUUGUUCUGUCCUAGUGGGAGUUGUGUCUGCCGAGCCAAGGUUGGAAGUUGAAAUUGAGGCCUUGAAAGCAUUCAAGAACUCGAUCGCCAAUGACCCACUUGGAGCUCUUGUGGACUGGACUGAUGCCAAACAUCACUGCAACUGGUCUGGAAUUGCAUGUGAUCCUUCCUCAAAUCAUGUCAUUUCAAUUUCUCUGGCCGAAAUGCAGCUCAAAGGUGCAAUUUCUCCAUUCCUCGGAAACAUUACCAGCCUCCAGGUUCUUGAUUUAUCUUUAAAUUCUUUCAUAGGACACAUUCCACCUCAGCUUGGGCUUUGCUCACAGCUUUUGGAUCUAAUCCUUCAUGAAAAUUUUCUUUCCGGUCCAAUUCCACCAGAGCUAGGAAACCUUAGAAAUUUGCAGCAACUAGUCUUGGUAAGUAAUUUCUUGAAAGGAACCAUACCUGAUAGAAUAUGCAACUGCACGGCCUUGCUUGCACUCGGUCUCAACUUCAACAAUCUUACUGGUACAAUCCCAUCUAACAUAGGAAAUUUGGUUGAUCUUCAAAUUUUUCUUGCUUAUGAUAACAGCUUGGUUGGUUCUAUACCUCCUUCCAUUGGUAGGUUGAAAGCCAUGCAAGCAUUUGACCUGAGUGAAAACCAUUUGUCAGGAGUAAUACCUCCACAGAUAGGGAAUUUGUCAAACUUAGAAAUUCUUCAGCUGCAUUUGAAUUUCAUAGGUGGCAAAAUCCCAUCUGAACUUGGUCAUUGUAAGAAGCUUUCAAUUCUAAACAUUUAUACCAAUAAAUUCACUGGAGGCAUUCCUCCUGAGCUUGGAAAUUUGGCUAACUUAGAAGUCUUAAGGUUACACAGGAACAGGUUGAAUUCCACAGUCCCAGUCUCCUUGUUCCAAGCUAAAUCAAUAACCAUUUUAAGACUCUCAGAGAAUGAGUUAGCUGGAACUAUACCAUCUGAAAUUGGGACUUUGAGAUCAUUACAAUAUUUGGCCCUUCAUUCAAAUAGGUUCACUGGGAAGAUCCCUUCGUCUUUGACAAACUUGACAAAUGUAACAUAUUUGUCCAUAAGCUCCAAUCUCCUCACAGGGUCACUUCCAUCAAAUAUUGGAUCUCUGUAUAAUUUGAUGAACCUAACCCUGCACGAUAACUUUCUUGAGGGGUCUAUUCCAUCCAGUAUCACCAAUUGUACACGUCUUGUUACUAUCAGUUUAGCAUAUAACAGACUGACUGGGGAAAUUCCUAGGGGCUUGGGGCAGUUGCCAAAUCUGACGUUCCUAUCUGUUGGGGUAAAUAAGAUGUCUGGUGAAAUUCCAGACGACCUCUUCAAUUGCUCAAAUCUUUACAGACUAGACUUGGCCGUCAACAAUUUUAGUGGAUCAUUGAAACCAAGUAUGGAUAAACUCUUUAAUCUCCAAAUGUUGCGACUUUUUUCAAAUUCAUUUACCGGGCCUAUCCCAAGAGAGAUUGGAAACCUUAGUCGUUUGUUGUCCCUAGAACUUGAUAGAAAUAGUUUUUCAGGCCUAGUUCCUCCUGAACUUUCAAAACUCUCUCUCCUGCAAGGGCUUUUUCUGCAAUUCAAUACGCUGGAAGGCACAAUUCCUGAAAAGAUUUUUGAGUUGAAACAAUUGACUUAUCUUCAGCUGCAGCAUAAUAGGUUCACCGGCCCCAUCCCACAAGCUGUCUCAAAACUUGAGUUGCUUUCAUAUUUGGACCUCAGUGGCAACAAGCUCAAUGGAUCAAUCCCAAAGAGCAUGGCACGGCUUCACCAAUUGAUGGUUUUGGAUCUCUCACACAAUCGUCUCAGUGGAUCUAUUCCAGGGUCAGUGAUUGCAAAUAUGAAAAAUUUGCAGAUAUAUCUGAAUCUUUCCUACAAUUCCUUGAGCAGCACAAUUCCGGUAGAGCUUGGCAUGUUGGAGAUGGUACAAGCCAUUGACAUCUCUAACAAUAAUCUAUCAGGUAACAUUUCUAGAAAAAUUGAAGGCUGCAGAAAUUUGUUUUCUCUUGAUUUGUCAGGGAACAACCUUUCUGGUCCAAUUCCUGUUGAAACUUUUACUCGGAUUGCUAUGCUGACGAGUUUGAACCUGUCAAGAAAUCAGUUAGAUGGUCCCAUUCCUGAAAAUUUGGCAAAUCUAAUGCAACUAAACUCCCUCGAUCUUUCUCAUAACAAGUUCAAUGGCAGCAUCCCUGAGAGGUUUGCCAAUCUUUCAACCUUGAAACAUCUCAACCUUUCCUUCAAUAAACUUGAGGGCCGCGUUCCAGGAACUGGCAUUUUCAGGAACUUAAGUGCAUCUAGUUUGCUAGGAAACUCGGGCCUCUGUGGAACAAAAAAUUUCGACCCUUGCAAGAAGAACCGGUUAUCCAAGAAGAUUGUACUAAUUCUUGUGGUACUUGGUUUUGCUUCUCUACUUCUAGUUCUAGUUUUGGCAUUUUUGGUACGUGAGCGAUACAUCAGAAAGCAAAAAACAGAAGCAGAAGACUCUGAGAAACUAGAACCAGAUUACACUUCAGCAUUGACCCUCAAGAGGUUCGAUCAAAAGGAUUUGGAACAAGCUACCGACUUCUUUAGCGAAGAAAAUAUUAUUGGAGCCAGCAGCUUGAGCACUGUAUACAAGGGUAGAUUGGAAGAUGGGCAGAUUGUUGCAGUAAAGAAAUUGAAUUUACAUCAGUUUCCAGCUGAGUCUGAUAAGAGCUUUUACAGAGAAGCCAAGACCCUGAGCCAACUGAGGCACAGGAAUCUAGUGAAGGUAUUGGGCUACGCAUGGGAAAGUAGGAAAUUGAAGGCUUUGGUUUUGGUAUACAUGGAAAAUGGUAACUUGGAGACCAUUAUACAUGAUCCUUGGGUGGAUCGUUCAAGAUGGACACUGUCCAAGAGAAUUGAUGUUUUAGUUUCUAUUGCAAGUGGAAUGGUUUACUUGCAUUCAGGUUAUGAUUUCCCCAUAGUUCAUUGUGACUUGAAGCCUUCUAACAUUCUUUUGGAUGGAGAAUGGGAGGCUCGUGUGAGCGAUUUUGGGACAGCUCGAGUGCUGGGUAUUCAUCUCCAGGAUGGAAGCAGCCUCUCUUCUACAUCAGGAUUCGAAGGCACUAUUGGCUACAUGGCACCAGAAUUUGCAUAUAUGAGGAAGGUUACAACUGAAGUCGAUGUGUUCAGCUUCGGGAUAAUAGUAAUGGAGUUCCUGACAAAGCGAAGACCGACAGGACUUGCAGAAGAGAAUGAAUUGCCAAUCACUUUGCCUCAACUUGUGGAGAAAGCCCUUGCAGAUGGAAUCAAAAGUAUGCUUCAAGUUGUAGACCCUGAUCUAGUAGCUUCAAAUUACUCCGAGCAGGAUGUAAUGAAGGAGCUCCUUAACUUGGCCUUGUCAUGCACCUGUCCUGAUCCCGAGGACCGACCCAACAUGGAUGAAGUGCUGUCUUCCCUUUUGAAGCUAAGCAAGAUCAAGAUGGCGUCAGCGUCAUGACUGCAUAUGUUUUCCUCACUCAAGCUUAUGGCAUGAGAUGAUCAGUUCAGAAGCCAAAGAGCAUGAAAACUUUUAAUUAUCAGUCAGCUACUGCCAUUUUCAUUGGCUGAAUAAUGUGCUUGUAAUUUUGUUUAAAUUUUAGUGAUUUGGUAAUUUGAAAAUGUUAUUAGUCCAUUUAAAAGAAGAAGAAAAAAAGUUUCCAACUCCUGGAGCAUUCAUCCAUAA
Messenger RNA from Cornus florida, 4498 nucleotides. RefSeq names its product LRR receptor-like serine/threonine-protein kinase FLS2. The coding region runs from base 788 to 4273 and encodes 1161 amino acids. The record is from RefSeq and is a predicted model, not a curated record. Gene Ontology annotation, biological process: protein phosphorylation. NCBI's taxonomy places the organism in Eukaryota, Viridiplantae, Streptophyta, Magnoliopsida, Cornales, Cornaceae. Gene Ontology annotation, molecular function: protein kinase activity; ATP binding; protein binding. The transcript is spliced from 2 exons.